Melitaea cinxia (Glanville fritillary) is the source of this 3036-nucleotide messenger RNA. RefSeq lists its product as uncharacterized. The transcript has 4 exons. Gene Ontology annotation, biological process: DNA integration. The record is from RefSeq and is a predicted model, not a curated record. Gene Ontology annotation, molecular function: nucleic acid binding; zinc ion binding. Bases 1 to 3036 code for a protein of 1011 amino acids. NCBI's taxonomy places the organism in Eukaryota, Metazoa, Arthropoda, Insecta, Lepidoptera, Nymphalidae.
AUGGCGUCGAACACAUUUCUGGCUAACGUUCCGAAGUUGUUGGGCCGAGAAAAUUAUAGCGAAUGGGCGUUUGCAGCGGAGAAUUUGCUAGUGCUAGAAGGUAUGUCAAAUUGCAUAAAACAAGAUUCAGCAAAAGCAACCGCAGAAGAUGCAAAGGCAAAGGCAAAGUUAAUUUUGACCAUCAGUCCGUCACUAUAUGUACAUAUCAAAGAAGCAUCAAGUACGUAUGAUCUUUGGCAAAAAUUAAGAUCAAUGUUUGAUGAUUCAGGUUUUUCGCGUCGAAUAUCAUUAUUGCGCAAUUUAAUAUCAAUCCGCUUAGACAGUUGCGAAUCAAUGACGAUCUAUAUUACGCAAAUUAUAGAAACGGCGCAAAAAUUGUCUGGUACAGGAUUUAUAGUGAAUGACGAGUGGAUCGGAUGUUUAUUGUUGGCCGGUUUACCCGAAAAAUACUUACCUAUGAUAAUGGCGAUAGAACAUUCGGGAAUAGCCAUUACUGCUGACGUAGUUAAGUCAAAGUUAAUUGAUUUAGCAGGAAACGACACAGAGGGCGGCAGUGCGUUUUUAAGUAAACGUCAAAAGAAUUGCCAACAUUCAAGUCAUAGGAAUGACAGUACUUUUCAUCAUGGCGGCACGAAUGUUAAAACGGAGAAAAUGAAUAUUAAAUGUUAUCGAUGCAAACAGUUUGGGCAUUUUAAAUCGCAAUGCCAUAAAAAUAAUCCUAAUAGAUUGGAAACUAAAAAGACUAAUGCAUUCUCCGCAGUAUUUUUAAAUGGAUUAUACAGUAAACAUGAUUUUUAUUUGGACAGCGGCGCAAGCGUUCAUAUGACGGCAGAUGUGAGUUUGAUGACAAAAAAUGCAUGUUACACACCGAGAAUAAAGGAAAUAAUGGCUGCAGAUAAAAAUAAAAUGUCAGUGCUGUGUUCUGGUGAUGUAAAUAUCAUAACAGUAACUCCUAAUUGUAAAUACGAAGUGACUUUGAAAGACGUACUGUGUGUACCGAAUCUCACUACGAAUUUAAUUUCAGUAAGUCAACUUAUAAAAAAUGGAAAUAAAGUAGAAUUCAAAAAGAAUUGUUGCAAUGUAUAUAAUCAAAAAAAUGAAUUGGUGGCUGUAGCUAAUCAGAUAAAUGGUGUAUACAAAUUGAGUUAUGAAAAACCUCAAUGUUUGUUUACAUAUGUCAACAGUGAGAUAUGGCACAGGAGAAUGGGGCAUUUAAAUAUUAAUGAUUUAAACAAGAUGAAAAAUGGAGCAGUGACAGGCAUAUCAUUUAAAGACUGUGCAAGUUCGAAAAAUAAAAGCAAUUGUAAAGUAUGCUGUGAAGGUAAACAGUCCCGCUUACCAUUUGACAAUGUAGGAACUAGAAGUAACGAACCACUUAGCAUUAUACAUGCAGAUGCAGGCAUAGUGCAUCAAAAAACAAAUCCUUAUACUCCAGAGCAAAAUGGAUUAAGUGAGCGCACAAACAGAACCAUUGUUGAGAAAGCUCGAUGUUUAUUAUUUGAUGCCGGAUUAGAUAAAAAGUUUUGGGCAGAAGCCACUAACACGGCUGUUUAUCUAAAGAAUAGAUCUGUCGCAUCAGGACUUGAUAAUAAAACUCCAUAUGAGCUUUGGACAAACAAGAAACCGGAUUUAAGUCACGUUCGCAUGUUUGGAAGUGAAGUGAUGGUUCACGUUCCAAAGGAAAAGCGACUCAAGUGGGAUACAAAGUCAAAGAAGCACAUCCUAGUUGGUUUUUCAGAAAAUGUAAAAGGCUACCGUAUCUAUGAUCCUACGAAGAGAUCUGUUACAACUAGUAGAGAUGUGAUUAUUCAUGAAAAUUUAGAAAAUUGCUUAGAUAAUGUAAGUGCAACAGUUUCAGUUGGGGAAAACAAAUCAGAAGAGUCGGACAGUAUCAAUAUAAAAGGUGAAGGUGAAAUAAAAGUUGAGCCAAGUAGUGAUGAACUUAAUUUAUCUUCAGAUUUAGAAUAUAAUGAAGCCUUGACUGAUUUGGAUUGCAAGUUACAAAGGCAAGAAGCUGAUGAUGAGAGAAAAUCAAUACCAAAAAGUCCAGUAAUUACGAAAAGAAUAAAGAAACAGCCUGAGCGCUAUGGUUAUUCAAGUCUAUGUACAACUCAUAAUCCAGAAGUAAUCAGUGACCCUACCAGCGUCCAAGAAGCCAUGCAAAGCCAGGAUAGAGACAAGUGGGUAGAGGCGAUGAAGGAUGAAUUGCAAGCGUUUGAAGAAAAUGAUGCUUGGUCACGAGUUAGUGAAGUACCUAGUGAUAAGACAAUAGUGCAGUGCAAGUGGGUCUAUAAAAAGAAAGUCAAUAGUGAUAACAGUGUUCGGUAUAGAGCCCGUCUAGUGGCUAAGGGCUUCUCUCAGAGGCCCGGGAUAGAUUAUGAAGAGACUUUUUCACCAGUAGUAGGAUAUUCUACUCUAAGAUUAUUAUUUGCUUUGUCGGUACAGUUAAACUUAGAUAUCAUACAUUUAGAUGUAAAGACAGCUUUUCUAAAUGGUUAUCUUAAAGAGGAUAUUUAUAUGUAUCAACCAGUCAUUAAUUGUGAUGAUAACAAAGAAAAAGUAAUUGUUAAAUUAAAUAAAGCAAUUUAUGGGUUAAAGCAGUCCUCUAGAUCUUGGUAUGAGAGAGUAGAACAAUGUUUAUGUGAAUUAAAUUUUAAGAAAAGUCAUUUAGAACCUUGUGUAUUUACUAAAAUAGAUAAAGAUGUAAAGCAAUGUUUGGGCAUGAGAGUUAAAGUAAAUAAAGAAUCUAAUAUGAGUAUAACUUUAGAUCAACAACAAUAUAUAGAACAUUUAUUGAUUAAGUUUAAUAUGAUAGAUUGUAAAGAUGCAAGUACUCCAAUGGAUUCAAUACCAUCGAACCAGCACUAUGCACUCCGCACGGACGCCGCAGCUCCGACGACGGUGUUUUCGAUUACGUUAAUGCUCGCGCUACGCAAAGGGUUCGCUAUUUGUCAAGAUUUGUUUUGGAGUCGACUGACAAUAAUGGAGUCCGAAUCUGACCCCGGGGAUCGCACGUGGUCCGAGGGUCGCUCGUAA